UGUCUAUGCUUCCGAAGACAUUUCUGCACACGAGCGUGACGUCACGUGAUCAGUAGGUCAUGUGACACAGGAGAAUCAUCAUGUGACCGCUCGUCUGCCUGAAGCACAAACUUUCAACAAAUCUAUCAACAAUAAAAUAUCAGCUUUUCCUCCACACAAUGAAAUAAACACACACUGCAGCUAAUGUAACUUGAGAUUGCUGAAGAUCAGAAGAAACAUGGCGCUUUUGCUUCAGUGUCUGGGUCUGAUCUCUGGUCUGAUCUCUGCUGCUGUCUCUGUGCCACCGAUAGGAACUCAACCUGAGCAGGUGCACAUCUCAUAUCCAGGUGUUAAGAACUCAAUGGUGAUCACGUGGUCCACCUCCAAUCAGACCGAGAGCGUCGUGGAGUUUAAUCUGUGGGGUCAAACACUCUUCAGUCACGAGAUGAAGGGAAACUACAGCGUCUUUAUUGAUGGAGGACCAGAGAACAGGACAACAUACAUUCACCGGGUCACGCUGUCUGAUCUGAGACCAGGGGCAGCUUACGUCUAUCACUGUGGCAGUGACGCUGGUUGGAGUGAUAUCUUCUCUUUCACAUCUCUGAAUGAAAGCUUGAGUUUUAGUCCCAGAUUCGCUCUGUUCGGUGACAUGGGCAAUGAAAACCCUCAGUCUCUGAGUCGACUGCAGAAAGAAACUCAGAUGGGGAUGUACGAUGUUAUUCUGCACAUCGGUGACUUUGCCUAUGACAUGCAUGAGGACAAUGGCAGGAUUGGUGAUGAGUUUAUGAGACAGAUCGAGUCCAUUGCUGCAUACACACCCUACAUGACGUGCCCGGGUAACCACGAAUGGUCAUAUAACUUCUCUCACUACAGAUAUCGCUUCAGUAUGCCUGGACACACCGAGAAUCUCUGGUACAGCUGGAACAUUGGUCCUGCUCAUAUCAUCUCAUUCUCUACUGAAGUUUAUUUCUAUCUGGAGUACGGUUUGGAUCUUCUCUUCAGACAGUACGAGUGGCUAAAGAGAGACCUCCAGGAAGCAAACAGUCCUGAUCAGAGAUCUGAACGUCCGUGGAUCAUCACUAUGGCUCACAGACCAAUGUACUGCUCCAAUGAUGAUGGAGACGACUGCACUCGCUUUGAAAGCUAUGUUCGGCGUGGACGCAAUGAUACAAAACCCACCGCUCCUGGACUGGAGGAUUUAUUCUAUCAGUAUGGAGUUGAUUUGGAGCUGUGGGCUCAUGAACACACGUAUGAACGACUCUGGCCUGUAUAUGAUUAUAAGGUGUAUAAUGGAAGCUUUAAAGAACCGUAUGUCAAUCCUAAAGCACCUGUACAUAUAAUCACAGGAUCUGCUGGAUGUCGAGAGAAACAUGAUGGAUUUAUUCCUAAACCUCGCUGCUGGAGCGCUUUCAGAAGCACAGAUUACGGUUACACACGAAUGCAGCUGAUCAACUCUACACAUCUUCACCUGGAGCAGGUGUCUGAUGAUCAGUAUGGUAAAGUCAUCGAUCAGAUCAUGCUGGUAAAGGAAGUACACGGACCGGACGCGUGGCUGUAAAGAUUCAUGACCCACAACAUCAACGCUCCGUCAACAUCUUCAGGAUCAACCUCAGGCAAUUAAACCUCUUUUGGGAUUUUAUGGGAACAGAUUUGAUUUGUCAGUUAAUGGAAAGACUUUAAUGGAGAGAUUUUCAUUUUUUUAAUCUUUGUUUAUUUUGUUGAACUGAAUGAAAGUCGUGAGAAAAUUCAAAUUCCUUGAUGAUUUAACUUUAGAUAACUGAUCUACUUGAUUUCUUAAACGAUCAGAUGGUUUCAGAUCAUCAUCAUCACAUGUCUCUAUAUAUUCUACCAGUUACCUAAGGAGCAAUCCCAGAAUGCAUUGUGACACGCUUAUAAAGCUGCAGCCUAUAUACAGCAAUUAUUUCAUUUAAUGAUGAUAAAAAGAGUUCAAUCUAAUAAACAAGGAGCAUUUGACCUGAUAUUGCUGUAUGUAUUUUGUACUUGAGUAUCAGAUUAUUAGCUUAGCAACAUGUCAACAUGUCAAAUUCUGCAGAAGUCAUGGAUUAGUUCAAGUUUUCUCUGAAUCGAUCACAUUUGAGAUCUCAUUAUUGAUUAGAUGUUGCUGUAGACAUCACAGCUGGUCACUCACUUGUGUUUAAAAUAAAUCUAAUCUGUCUCUGGAAAUGACCAAUGACAACACAGUUUUUCAAUAUUUUACUGUGUUUUUACCUCGACUUAGACCAGUUCAUACGUCCCUAUUGUUUUUCAAUGCAUGCAUUUCAUCUUUGUACAGCGCAUCGUAAAUGUGUUAGCAUGAAGCCUAGCCCCAUUCAUUCAUUAGGAUCCAAACAGGGAUGAAUUUAGUAAUAAGGUAAGAACAUACUGUAGUAAAAUAUUGAAAAACUGUGGUGUUUUUCUUUAAAUGUGUCAGUGAACUUUAAUAAAGUCAACUUAAAUAAUAUGAUCAAUAAAAGCUGUGCCUGUUUUCCCAGGGUAAAGUUUCUUUAUGAAUCUGAUCUUUCUGUUGUGGUCUACAGGGACAAACUUUAGUGAGUUAGAUUAUAGAUCAGACAGAGAGAGAUUUGUUUUUUGUUUACUGUAGGUUGGAAUAUUAAAGCUAAAACACGGGAUUAAGAUGUAAGUAUUAGUAAAUGUUUUUCAGAAUCCUCAGGGAAACCAAAGCUCUAAAAUGUGUUGAGAUCGUUUUAAAUUCAUUCUUUUUCUUUUAAGACACUUUGCACUUUGUUCACCUUGCAGAUGUAAAACCAAAGUAAAAUUUUUGAUCAACCUU
Paramisgurnus dabryanus is the source of this 2770-nucleotide messenger RNA. It is a transcript of the gene acp7, whose product is annotated as acid phosphatase 7, tartrate resistant (putative). Gene Ontology annotation, molecular function: acid phosphatase activity; metal ion binding. Lineage: Eukaryota; Metazoa; Chordata; Actinopteri; Cypriniformes; Cobitidae. The record is from RefSeq and is a predicted model, not a curated record.